This is a messenger RNA of Elaeis guineensis (African oil palm), 4270 nucleotides long. The record is from RefSeq and is a predicted model, not a curated record. NCBI's taxonomy places the organism in Eukaryota, Viridiplantae, Streptophyta, Magnoliopsida, Arecales, Arecaceae.
ACGAUAGCAGCUCCAGCUUUUAAAUCUCUCCCCGGCCCUUUCUCUCUCCGUGUCGGUCUCGAUUUCGAUCUUGAUCGCCUCCUCUUCAGACCCCAACCCUACGUAGUUGGAAGGAGACAAGAGAAGGGAGGACGGGAAGAGAAGGGAAGACGGAUUUGAUUGCUUUCGAUCCGGCUGCCGGGAGCUCGAGAUCCCGUGGUGCGGAUCUCGAAUUCGGAAUCUCCGGCUUCGAUUUCGUGGGGAAUCGGCGUCGCCGUCACCGGCAUCGACCGGGAACCGUAAGUUCUCCUCUGAUCUUGAAAGAUCUGAUAUUAUCUACUCGAUCUUUUCCGCGUCGAUUCCGCCGUUGUUGUUGUUUUUUCGGUGGGUUUUCUGGGUGAUUUUUGCGUUGUUCGAUCUGAGUUUGAGCAAUGACGGCGGAUACGAAGGAGUAUAAUGGUGGAUGCGAGGGACAGAAGGUGGAAUUCGAGGGGAGGGCCGGCUCGGCAGUGGUGUUGGAGAAAGAUCGGAAGGGCAAAGAAGAUUAUAACGGCAUUGGACCUCGGGAGGGGGAGGAGAGCGGAGGGGAUGAGAGCGAGGGUUCGUUCGUGAUGGUGAACGAGGAUUCGGAUGAUCCGGCCGAGAGGGAUCUCGAUGUGGGUGGGAAAGCGGUGCCGGUGGAGACCGAGGAGAGCGGCGGGCCGCCGGCGAAUGUAGGUCCCUCAGCGGGGGAGGUGGCAGCCGGAGAUGGGGAAAUGGGUGGAGAGAAGGGAGAGGAUCAUGAGGGUGUUUAUUCUGUGGUGAAUUCUGAGACCGGCGUGGAAGAACAAAAAGAUGUGGCGGCGAUGAGUGGUGCGAAGGAGGAAAAUAUGGAAUCUGAGACAAAUACUGCAGCGGAGGUGGAGGAGAGAAAGGAGAAGGAAGUUAAUGGUCAAGGUGAAUUGGAGAGUAAUAAUGGUAUGGUUAACAAUGAUGUAGAAUUAGAAGGAGAACAGAAGAAGGAGACUGUCGCUAUAGAUUCCGACCUCCAGGUAGAACCAGAAUCAGUUGAUAAAGAGAAGCUCACAAUGACAGAGACCGAUGACCAAAUUAGAUCAGAAUUCGCUGUUGAAGUCGAAGAAAGGCAAGAACCUGAUACCAUAGUUACAGAAACCAACCACCAAGCUGAAUUGGAAUCAGCUACUGACGUAGAAGACAGGCAAGUGGUGGAGACUGGUGAAGUAGAGAAGCAGGACACUUUGACUGUCGCCAGCAGCACUGGUGAUCGAGUGGAAGCUGAAUCAGCUGUUGCAAGGGAGACACAGGAGGCCCAGAUGGUGUCGACAGAUAAGAAUGACCAAGAGCAAUUGGAAGUAGUUGUCCAUGUGGAAGAAAAGCUGGAGACUGAGACUGCUGGAGAGGCUGGCAACCAAGCUGAACCAGAAGCAAUUGACAAAGUAGGAGAAAAACAGAAGCCUGAGAGUGUGGUCAGGGACACCACAACAUCUGAAUCUCUUCCUCUUGAGCGUGAAGAGGUGAGGCUGUCAGCUGUAGCUGAAGAAGGUCCAGCAGAUGAAUGCUCCUCUGAAAAUGCAACGGCAUCUGAGGGUCAAUGCGGAACCAAGUUACAAACAGCGGACAGCAGUGAAUCUCCUGAAAAUCAUGAAGCCAGCUCUAUCUGUCACCUUGAUGCCAGGGUGAAAGAAGCUGAGUCAAGUGCUCAUCUGGAAAGUUCAAAAAACUCAAGUGCUUGUCAUGUUGGUGACCAGGAAUUGGUGAAAGAAGUUGAAGUGAGCAAUAAAUCUGCGGAGAAUGGUGAAGCCAGCCCCUCAGAAACUGAAACAGGCAUUUUCAGUGCGGAUGAGCCGGGACCAUCAAGUGCCGUGAGUGGUGCAGAUCUUGAACCAGAACUGAUAGAUGCAUCCACUAAGAGUGAAGUUGAAGUUCAAAACGUUCUGGAUCAAAGUAAAGAAAGGACGGUGAUUUGUUCCAAGAAUGAUACAGGGCUAGAGACUAAAGUUUGCAGUGUUAUGGAAAUUGAGAAAGAUGUUUGUACUAAUCAUGCUGUUGCAAUGAAAUCAGAACCCGAGAUUGACAAUGGCUCUGCAAAGGUUGGUGAAUGUUUGGCCAGCACUGUUAAAGGUAAUGAAGCUACAGGAAAGGAUGAUAACAAAGAACCUAUUCAUGAGGAAGUUGAAGCUGUCAAAGAGAUCCAGGCUCAACCAGAGGAUCCUAGUGGCUCAACUCUUGAGGGAGAGAAGGUGGAUACACAGGUGGUCAAAUGGCAGCCAUGUUACAUAAUUAGAGUCCCUAGAUUCACCGAUGAUGAGCUAUGGGCGCAAAUAAAGCAUGCUCAAUUAGAACUAGAAGAGAAGACGCGAAGCAGGGAUUCUAUUGGAGUUGCAGUUCAUAAGAAAAAGGCAACUUGUAAUGAAUACCGGGAAAAGUUAGAAGCUGCAAAAGCAAAAGAGAGAGCUGCAAGAGCUGCAUUUAAUGCUAAGCGACAGGAAAUAGAAUCUGUCCAGUCAAUACUUAACAAGUUAAAGAAUGCAACCUCGAUUGAAGAAAUUGAUAAUAAGAUAGAAGCAAUGGACCAUGAAUUUCAGCAUUCAACCAUGGGCUUGAAAGAAGAAAAACAACAUCUGCAUAAUAUUAAACAGCUGAGACACCUUCGUGAACAGCUAUCUUCCAUUAUGGGCCCGAAAUCAGAGAUUGAUAUGGCAUUUGACCAAAGAGAUCAGAUUGAAGAGCAGUUCAAGACUUUGAAGAAGGAAUUGGAUUCCCUUAAAGCUGAUUUAUCAGAAGCUGAAAUAAACGGAAAAGAGGUGCGGAAAGAAUAUGAUGAUGAGGUCCAACAUUUGAGGGAUGUACAACAACAAUUUAGAACAGCUGAUGAGAUUCGUCAAAAAGCAUAUGGACACUGGAGGAAUCUCAAAAAUGAGUCGAUGGAGAAGAGCAAAUACUUUCACAUGUAUAAGAAUGAUCAGAGAGCUGCAGCAAACUAUAUAACUUCCGGGGAUCGAGAGGGUCUGCAGUUGCAUUGCAGCAAACAGGUGGAAAAAAUUAUGGAGCUGUGGAACAACAAUGAUGAAUUCCGCAUGCAGUAUAUGAAAUCCAACAGGAACAGCACAUUGAGGAGAUUGAGGACAUUGGAUGGAAGAUCGCUUGGCCCAAAUGAGGAGCCACCUGCACUACGUACUACCAUAGACAAAAGCUCAAGCUUUGCUUCAAACUUAUCCAAUAUUAAACCGCCUGUACCCAUUGUAGCUGCAGAAGCAAAACCAGGAAAUUUCGGCACACUGGCUCCUCCUAAAGAGGAGUCUUUUCCAGCCUUGCAAGCAGCACAAACGAGGCAUUCUUCCAAAUCCAAAAAAUCUAUGAAGCCUAUGUUGAAAGAAACCAUCAUGGCUGCAAUUGCUGACAGAGAAGAGGUAGAACCUGCUCCAAAAGAGAAGAGUCGAACAAAAGAGGAGGAGGAACGGGCAAGAAAAGCAGAGGAAUUGGCCAGGAAGGAAGAGGAGUUGAGAAAGAAAAAGGCUGAAGCUGAGAUGAAGGAACGGUUGCGAUUGGAGCAGAAGGAAAAAGCCAAGGAGGCUGAGGAAAGGAAGAGGCGUAAAGCUGAGAAGGCCCAAGCUCGAGCUGAAUAUCGAGCACAGAAGGAAGCUGAGCUCAGAGAAAAGAAGAAAUUAAAGAAGGAGAAAAAGAAAGGUUCACCUUUGUCAGACACAACAAAUGGAGGUGCCGAAGAUGGUGCUUCUGCUGCCGAUAGUAGUCCACCUGAAAAUGUUCCAGAACCUGGGGCCCGAGCAGUAGGUGCUUCAAAGAGAACCUCCAGGCCAUCGUUAGCUGCAAAGCAUUAUAGUAAGAUACAACCUCUUCCUAUGCCCCUCCGUAACAGGGGUAAGAGAAAAAUGCGAGCAUGGAUGUGGGUGCUUCUGACAACUCUACUGGUACUUGCAUUGUUUUUGGCAGGCAACUACAUCUCUUUCAGUUUGAGGCUCCCACAAUUUGGCUUUUGAGCAUAUUUACAUAUUCACAUAUUUAUAUAUAUAUAUUUGUUACUUAUGCCGUAUAGAGGUUAGGAGAGGUGUUACCGAUAGAUCAAUGGCAGCCAUUCUUUUUGUGCACUACUCAUGAAGCCUUUUUCAUUUGGAUUGUUCUCAUUUCUAUAGUUUACUCCUUUGCAUUUGAGAUUCAGAAGGUUGAUUCCUCUCAUUAUUUGAUUUGGACAGAUGCUUAAUUAAUGUGGCUUAAAGUCAUAAUAAUAGCAAUAAUAUGAUUUCAUAUGCCUACAAUGUAUCUUUCAAAUAAA